AUGGAUUGGAAAUCAUCACCAUUAUUAACAGCGUCGACAGAGGAUGUGACUCAGAAUGAUAACUUUAACUUGGAGGAUGAGGAAGUGACUAUGUCACCAAUGGAUCAUUUGGCCGCAGCAGGUUCUUUCGCAGCAAACAUUAGGAAACAAAAGUUGAAUGCCUCAGGAGGUGGCAAAAGUCCUCCAACACCUCCACCACAAUCAGCAAAGCCAACCUAUAUCCAUCAACAGCAGACAGAUAUACCAUUCAACCUGACAUUAUCACCUCCACCAAGGAAAGCUAGUAAUAAUGGAGGUGGUGUUUUAUCAAGAUCUGGAUACAUGUCAACACCACCUCCAGUCAGUCCACCUCCAGUUCCAGCCAGGUCCCCACUUAACUCUAGCACAUCGAGUCUCACUUCAACAUCACCAUCACUACUAUCAUCAACAACACCAUUAUCAUCAAGUGUAACAACUACACCAAGGACAAUGAACAAUACACCAAGAUCAUCAACCACUUCAACAGAGUCAUCGCCAAGGACUUCGGCUAACUAUUCAAACUCACCAAGAACAACAAUUGAUGGUCAACCAACCGUUGAACCCAAGAAGAGACCACUUGUACCUGCAAGGAAGGAUAGUGGACAGUCCGCAGGUAGUCCUUGUACUAGUCCAAUCAAUGAGAAGAUAACGAGGUCUUUGUCAUCACCAAUACCAAGGGCAGGAUUCAUUGGACUGUCAAAACCAAAGUCUAUGACAGCAAGCUCAACGAUGAAUGCAAAGAGAUUCCUGAAACAUGUACUAAAGGAUGCUGAUGACAGCAGUGACGAGGAUGAUGAAGAGAUCAUUAUAUCAGCUCCACCAAGUAUCCAACCAGAUAUAUUCACAGCACCAGAGUCUACCAACACAACAUCACAUCCACAUGAGGAAGGAAUGUCACAACGAAACUAUCAAGUACAAGAGAUAUUGGCCAGUGAGAAGAAGUACAUCAACAACCUAAACCGAAUAAUGACUAUAUAUUUGUUGCCACUCCGAGACAAGGCAACUACAAAGGACAAGAUUAUAUCUAUUGAUGAGAUCAAUCAGAUCUUCUCAAACAUUGACUUUAUAUUCAACCUUCACAAAACAUUCUUGGUGGACUUCCAAUCUAGGAUAGCUGAUAACUGGUCUGAUACCCAAAGAAUCGGAGAUAUCUUCCGUGGAAUUGCACCAUGUUUAAAUGCAUAUACUAUAUACGCCAACUCAUUCAAUCAAUCAAUUGUAUUACUCAAUAGCCUACAGAAGUCAAACUCUGUCUUUAAAUCAUUCCUGGCGAAAUGCCUUGCCAAGCCAUCAUCUAAGGGACUCAACUUGUCUGGAUAUUUGAUCAUGCCAAUACAGAGAAUACCAAGAUAUAGAUUGAUGUUGGAGAGAUUGUUGACAGAGACAUCUUCAGAUCAUGUUGAUUAUAAUGAUUUGACAGAGUCGUUGAAGGACAUCAAUGCAGUGGCAGUCAAGCUGGAGGAACGAAUGGAGCAAUUCCAAAUCAAGAACAAGGUGUUGGACAUCCAGAACAACCUAAUAGGCUUUGAAGGAGAGUUUAUCAAACCUUCAAGAGUGUUCUGCAUGGAGGGCGACUUGAAGAAGAUAUCGAACCGCGUAGUGAACACUCGCCACUUCUUCCUCUUCAACGACCUCCUGAUAUAUUGCCAACGCGAGGGUAAGAACCAAUAUCGUUACAAGCAGACGCUGCCCCUGGAGAAAUGUUGGGUCAAGGACAUACCAAGCACGGCAAGGUUUGGACAUCUCUUCCAGAUCAUCGAGCCCACCAAGACAUACUUCUUGAACGCACCAUCAGAGUCGGAGAAGCAGACAUGGAUGAGGAAGUUGAAUGAUGUCAUCAACAAGUAUGUGAUCCAGAUCAACUACCAAGAACAGCGUCAGAGUCUCUACGAGAAGAGAGGAUCAACCACACCAAGAGAGGUACUCCAGGAGUUGGAGGCACUGCCCAAGGACCAAGAGGGUCCCAAUCCAACUUGGCUCAAAGAUCAACUCGUCAAGGAUUGCAUGACAUGCUCGGCCAGCUUCACAAUGCGUCGGAGAAGGCAUCAUUGUAGGAAGUGUGGAAAGAUAUAUUGCACUGAAUGUUGUCCAAUAACUGAUCUGUCGCAGUAUCUGCCAGGUAGGAAGGUGCGACUGUGUAAAGGAUGCUUCGAGGAGAUAUCAGUACACAUCGAGGUGAUGAUGCAGAAUCAAUCAAUCUCGGAUGGUGAGCAACAACAUUGCUCCUCCGAUCAAUCAACAUACGAUCACAGUAGCAGCAGCCCAUCAACAUCAGUUCGACAUUCGCGUAGCUCACAAUACUCUCAGUACUCUGCUGUUGACCUGGAAGACCAGCAACAAAUCGUUGAGGAGACGGAGGAGGAUCACCAAUAUAUUUAUGAGUAG
This is a messenger RNA of Acytostelium subglobosum LB1, 2403 nucleotides long. RefSeq lists its product as hypothetical. The record is from RefSeq and is a predicted model, not a curated record. Gene Ontology annotation, molecular function: guanyl-nucleotide exchange factor activity; metal ion binding. The transcript has 5 exons. Bases 1 to 2403 code for a protein of 800 amino acids. Lineage: Eukaryota; Evosea; Eumycetozoa; Acytosteliales; Acytosteliaceae.